This is a messenger RNA of Syngnathus typhle (broad-nosed pipefish), 868 nucleotides long. Its product is annotated as pleckstrin homology domain-containing family A member 7-like. The record is from RefSeq and is a predicted model, not a curated record. Gene Ontology annotation, molecular function: protein binding. The transcript has 3 exons. Lineage: Eukaryota; Metazoa; Chordata; Actinopteri; Syngnathiformes; Syngnathidae. The coding region runs from base 322 to 546 and encodes 74 amino acids.
CGGUUCCGGCAAGAUUUGAAGGAAAGCCUCAACGCUUCCACACGCCCAUCUCAUCUCUGGUACGCGUGCUUGGUGCUGGAAGCUCUGCAAGCUCUGGAAGUGCAACAACGUCCAAACGCCUUUCCAUAACAUGCAGCAAUCGCUGCAUCUGCAGAGCGCAGUCGAUGGCGCCUUCGUUUCUCGGCCCCUUUAAAAGUAUGCGGCUUUAGCUGUGGGAUUACUUGCGCUCCGUAGACAAGUCGGCGGAGCGAGAAAGGGCGAGGGGGAGAGAAAGAGAGGGACGACAAGGAGGAGGGGGAGUCGAGCCGGAGAGGUGCAAUCAUGGCGGCACCGCUCGGACGGGACACCCUACCGGACCACUGGUCCUACGGAGUUUGUAGGGAUGGCCGCGUGUUUUUUAUCAACGACAAAACUCGCGGUACCACUUGGCUUCAUCCGCGUACUGGCGAACCUGUUAAUUCCGGACACAUGAUACGUUCAGAUUUGCCGAGAGGAUGGGAAGAGGGCUUCACGGAGGAAGGAGCCAGUUACUCAUCAAGUGAGUAACUGACUGGUCGUUGCAUUGUUAUGCUGUUUGAAAUACGAUACCGUUUGUAUUUUAAGUGUUUACCGUGUGUAGUUCAGGCACGUCUGGAAAUGCCAGGUUCGUCCUCAAUUGCUGAUGCUGCAAACAUGUCGAGCAAUCUAGUUGAGUUGAGAAACAAAAAGACACUAAGGAGUGCCACUGGGUUGGUGACAAAUAAUUACUCCUUGCGGUGUGACUAAAAGUAGCAGCCUAAGCAGAGUAGGAAGAAGGAAAUUAAAAUUUCUCCUCAUGCUUCCUGCAGGACCUCGUUCCUCUCCAUUAGGUAGGUGCGGAGGUUUUGCG